Molecule: messenger RNA, 5108 nt
Organism: Lucilia cuprina (Australian sheep blowfly)
Lineage: Eukaryota; Metazoa; Arthropoda; Insecta; Diptera; Calliphoridae
Product: proteasome-associated protein ECM29 homolog
Exons: 19
Coding region: 85-5085 (1666 amino acids)
Biological process (GO): proteasome assembly
Cellular component (GO): nucleus; cytoplasm
Molecular function (GO): molecular adaptor activity
Source: RefSeq, a predicted model, not a curated record
UUUAAUAAUACAAAUACAACACAAAAGAGAAUUGCCAAAAACAGCUGUUGUUGGCAAAAAAUUAUUUUGAAAGCAAAAAUUGAAAUGUCAUCCACUGCAGCAGAAGAAAUUGAAUUAUUAGAACGUGUGCUUUUACGUUUGGGUUGUGCGGAUACCGAUGAGAAAUUGGAAUCAUGUGUGGGACGUUUUCUAACGCCGGUUAUACUAAAGAUUACCUCGCCACAUGAUAAUGUGAGAAAUAAGGUUGUGGAGGUCUUGACACACAUUAAGCGUCGCUUAACCUCUAGACCGUUAGUGCAGAUACCCGUAGAGGCUUUGAUAGAUCAAUAUAAAAAUUCAGCUGAUUCACCAUUUUUACAAAAUUUUGCCAUUAUUUUCAUAACCAUGGGCUAUCCACGGCUGAAUUUGGAACAACGCAGCAAUUUGGCGGCUAAAGUUGUUAGCUGUGAGGAAAAAUUGGAAAAUUAUCAGGAUAAAUUGUUUAUGUUGAUUUUACCCGAUUUAAAUGACCUCAAAUUACCCGAUGAUCCGGCUCAACGUAAAAAUGUUUUAAAUUUGCAUGACAAACCGGAAAUAAAGAAGAAUUUUUUGUCUUUGCUGCAAGAUGUUUUAUUACUGCCCUAUGGUGUUACUCAAGAGCAAGAAGUUCCACCCGGUAUGAGUCCGUAUUCCUUUAAAAGGGUUAUUGUUAAUAACUGGAAGGCAGAGGAUUUGGAAAAUAUCAAAAAGGGCAUAGUGCGUCUAAUAUGUUCGGGUAUUUUUACUGAUACUGAAAUCUUUCUUUUAUUGGUAUUGGCCUCCUCUGAUACUCGCUUUAGCGUAGCUACGCCAGCCAUAGCAGAAUUGAGUAAAGUUUGCACUAUAUUGGAGUUUAAUGAUCCCUUGGUGACCAUGCCUUUAUAUAGUUUGUUCUCGGGCAACAACUCCCAAGUGGCCGAGCGUAAAACCACUCCCUGUUGUUCUCGUGUUAGACAAAAACUAUUGUUAUAUCUCCUUAAAUGUCGUGGCAAAGGGAUUAGUGUACCUAAGGGCAUACAAGUGGUAUUUGAGGGUCUAUUUGGCACCAAUACCAGUCAGAAGUGUAAGGUCUUGUCUCUACAAUUUGCCGAGGUUUUGAUAAAAGAGGGACCCUCUGACAUUAUAACCAAAGUUUCUAAAGUCUUAUUAACCGGUUUCACUAAGCUGGUGGGCAAGGAAUCAAGUGAGCCCAACGAUGUACAGAAUGCAGCCUAUUCUGCUUUAGCACAACUCUCACGCACUUGUCCCUCGGCCGUUAAUCAGGAUUUGAAGAUAGUGUUAUCCUAUUUUAAUCAUUUAACUAAUUCCACUCCUGAACUACAUUCCUCCAUAAGAGAGGCUUUGGUAGCCAUGGCUCCUGCUUUUGCCUGGAAAGCUAAAGAUGAUGACAACACCUCUUCGGAAGAAGUACAAUUGUCCGGUCAACAACACUUGCUAUUGGCUAUGUUGUCCGAUAAUGCCGAGUCUAAACUGCAUAUUGUACAAAAUGUCACCAGUAUCUUUCUCACCACUUGUUAUCCUGAGUAUUAUGCUCCCGCUAGAUAUUUAUUAUUACUUAUAGCUGGAGAACGCAAUUCAUUGCGUGAAAAUGUUACUUCUUAUUUGUAUGGUGUUUCUAAAAAGGAUCAUAUUAAUUACAAUAUGUUGUCUUCGAUAGAGUUUCCUUUGGAUAAGGACAAAGAUGAUUUUAAUAAAUUAACUUCGGAACAACGUCAUGUUAUUUUGCCUAGUUUUAAGUCUAUGAUGCGUCAUGUUAAUGAGACUUCACAGAAGCGACUAAAGAAAAAUCUAACGGUGUUGGUGGGACGCACCAAACUGCCUUUCUCUUUGGAGGUUUAUGAAGAGAUUUUGGACUACUUACGCAUUUGCUUUUGGUAUUCCGCUGGUGCUCGUUGUGCUCCUGGUGAUGCUCAUUAUAUGCAAAAAAUUAAAAACUACAUACAAUGUAAUUAUGAAGAAUCCGAAAAUAAUGAAUUACAUCAAUAUUUAUUAUUCAUACAAAGAGGCGUAGAAGCCAAAAGAAAUGAAUCAAAUUUAUUAUGUUUAUAUGAUCUUCUCAAUGCCACUCCCGAGCUGUUGUGUAAAUCUCAAAUACAUUUGUUAGAACCAUUGAGCAAUUCACUCAAAGAUGUUUCUGAAGUUAUGCGUAUUAAUGUCUCACAAAUUGUAGGCAUUUUAUGGGCCUAUGGUAGUGAUGAAAAAGAAUUUGAGGCACAGAUCACCGACUGUUUGAAAUCAUUACCUCAAAAAAGUCUUGAACAUAAACACGGCUGGCUAUUGGUAUUGGGUCAUGCCUUUAGUCGUUAUAUACGUCAUGUCAAAGCUAAUAAUCAACAAAAAGAUUUUCAAAAUUGGUCACAAUUUGUGGAUGCUAUUAAAGUUAUAGCUGAAAUUUUGGUUAAAGGUCCUCAAGAUUUGUUAAUAUCGGCUGCUGUAAAAUGUAUCUCCAUGAUAGGCAAAUAUACUGAAAUACCAAAUGUACAAUUGGAGAUCACUUUUCAAAAAGCUGAUGCUGACGACGAAGAUGAAGAAAUGACUGAGUAUACUGCCACCGGUUCCACAAAAUUCUUUAUUUUCACUGUUGUUCAUCGCCUGCUGCUAAGAUCUUCGGUACGCCCUAAAAUUCGUGGUGAGGCGGCCAAUUGUUUAGGCAAUUUAGCCAUUGGUGAUGGUGAUUACUUUACCCAACGUAAUCUUGAUAAAUUCCUUGCCAUGGUUAAGGUACAAAAGGAUGCUGCUCUUAACAUUUCUAUAUCCGAUGCUAUUGCCUCUACUUUGUGUGGUUAUGAUGUGGGUGAGGGCGCACCGACUGAAGAUUUUGUUAAUAUUCAUUGCACAGAUGAGGCUUUUGAAAAGUUUUUGAAUGCUUUAAUACGUCUGGUGCCUGAACCAAAUCCACAUUCACGUCAAGCAUGUUCGGUUUGGUUACUGGCUGUGGUUAAACAUUGUAGUUAUCGUCCGGCUGUAUUGAGUCAAAAGCAAAUGUUACAGUAUGCUUUUACGGAAUUGUUGUCAGAUGAUAGUGAAUUUGUACAAGAUGUUGCUUCACGUGGUUUAGGUUUGGUUUACAAUCUCUCAGAUCCUAGCAGUCAAAAUGAUUUGGCUAAUUCUUUACUGGAUCAGCUUAUGGGAGGCAAACGUAAGGUAAAUAAAGUUAAUCAGGACACUGAACUAUUUGCUGAAGGCAUGUUGGGCAAAACACCCACUGGAGGCAACAUUACCACCUACAAAGAGUUGUGCUCUCUGGCCUCCGAUCUCAAUCAACCCGAAAUGAUUUAUCAAUUUAUGCAACUGGCUAAUCAUAAUGCUGCUUGGACUAGCAAACUAGGAGCCGCCUUCGGUCUCAAGUCUCUUUCCAGCGAAACAAAAUCUAAAAUGGAACCUUAUUUUGGUAAAAUUGUACCACGUCUCUAUCGUUAUAAAUACGAUCCCACACCAAAAAUACAAAAUUCCAUGAUUUCCAUAUGGGAUUCAAUAGUCAGUGAACCUAAAGAGGUGGUAGAAAAGUAUUAUUGGGAAAUUUUAAGAGAAAUCUUAGAUAAUUUGACGUUUAAUGAAUGGCGUGUACGUAUAGCAUGUUGUUUGGCAGUAAGAGAUCUGUUACGACGUCCCAAUGGUUUAAGAUUGCGUACGGAUGAGAAGAGACAAGUUAGUGGUGAUAAGGAAAGUCCAGUGGCAUCACCUUCAAAAAGUAAAAUGGAAGUUGAUGGUGAAGUACCAGAACCUGAACUCAAAGAAUUAUGGUCUCAACUUUUCCGUGUAAUGGAUGAUAUACAUGAGGGUACUCGUUUGGCAGCUCAGGGAUCAGCGAUGUUUUUAAGCAAGCUUUGUGUUAUUGCCGCCUCUUCGGAUCACGGCAAGUCUGGCACUGCGGUUGCCUCUUCCAUUUUACCUUUCCUGCUAGAAACUGGUGUCACCCAUACGGUCGAUGAUAUACGCAAAAUUAGUAUUAAAACAAUUUCGGAAAUGAUUGAUUCUUCGGGUGCUUUAAUAGCUCCUCAUCUUCCCUCUCUUAUACCCUGUUUGCUCAAGGCCACUGGUGAAUUAGAGUCAACUAAAUUAUCUUAUCUUUCCACACGUUUAGGGGCUGAUCAUGAUGCCCAAGAGAAGGUGGAUUCUAUAAGAGCUGAGGCUGCCAAAAGUCAUCAUACCACAGAGACAACAGCUAAGUGUGUUCGCUUUGUGGACUAUCCAGCCUUGGAGAAAAUGACUCCUGCGAUCUUGGAUCUUAUUAAAACCAGUGUCAAUUUGGGCACCAAAAUUGCCUGUGCUCAUUUUAUUUGCUUGAUUAGCAUACGUGUGGGCAGUGAAAUGACUCCUUUGGUGGGUAAAUAUCUGGGUGCUUGUUUUGUGGGUCUAAAAGAUCGCAAUGCCACCGUGCGCAAAUACUAUGCCAGUGCUAUAGGUCAUUUAAUUGGCAUAGCAAAGGAACAAUCUAUACGUAAUCUUUUCGUCAAACUCGAUGAAUUGUAUAUGGAAAAUCCUGCCAAUCGUUCGGCUGUACUGGUCAUACAAUCCAUCAAUAAACGUCACAAUGAAUUACUCAAAGAUUAUUUGGAUAGUGUUUUACCCCUGAUCUUUUUUGCCAUGCAUGAAGAACCCAAUGAUGAAAAUAAAACCACCAUUGAAUUGUGGCGUGAUUUAUGGAAUGAAAUUAGUCCUGGAGAUGCUGGAAUACGCAUGAAUCUUAAUGUUAUAGUGCCAAAAUUGGAGAAAUCUCUCCAUGAUGCCAGCUGGUCCCGUAAGGCCCAGGCUGCUAAUGCUAUACAAACUAUAGCUAAACGUUUGAAAUCUACUAUGGAAGAAGCGGAUCGUUUGCGUUUGAUUAGUUUGCUUAUAACUGGUUUACAGGGCCGCACUUUUCAGGGUAAAGAACGUUUGUUGCAAGCCUUAGCUGCCUUAUGCAAAGGAUUAGAUCAUAAACAUGAAAUCUGUGACAAGAUUAUUGAGUCAGCCAUGAAAGAGUGUCGCAAAGAGGAGCCGCAGUAUCGCACCUUGGCGCUAGCUAGUUUGGGUGAUAUUUUGGAGGAACUGGAACAGGAUCGUUUUGAAGAGGUAAGUGGAUAAAACUUUAUGGACACUAGACUAUA